This is a messenger RNA of Lottia gigantea (owl limpet), 4172 nucleotides long. RefSeq lists its product as hypothetical. Lineage: Eukaryota; Metazoa; Mollusca; Gastropoda; Lottiidae. The record is from RefSeq and is a predicted model, not a curated record. Gene Ontology annotation, biological process: cell migration; phosphatidylinositol-3-phosphate biosynthetic process; phosphatidylinositol 3-kinase/protein kinase B signal transduction. The coding region runs from base 87 to 3245 and encodes 1052 amino acids. Gene Ontology annotation, cellular component: phosphatidylinositol 3-kinase complex; cytoplasm; plasma membrane. Gene Ontology annotation, molecular function: 1-phosphatidylinositol-3-kinase activity; 1-phosphatidylinositol-4-phosphate 3-kinase activity. The transcript is spliced from 21 exons.
CUCAAUUAAUUAUGUUCAAUUCAAUCCUAUUUUCCUAGAUAGAAAGGUAUGUGAUGAGGAGGUUUUAAAUAAAUAAAUCUUUGGUCAUGCCACCUAGCUCGGGUGAAUUAUGGGGGCAUCAUUUGAUGCCAUCCCAGGUUUUGGUGGACUGUUUACUUCCUACUGGUGUCAUUGUACCCAUACAAUGUAACAGAGAUGUGACGCUAGAAAGAGCAAAGUUUGAAUUGUGGUCAGAAGCAAAGAAAUAUCCACUAUUCAGUAAGUUGUUGGAUCCAGAUUCCUAUAUAUUUGUUGCCAUAACACAAGAUGCUGAAAGAGAAGAAUUCUAUGAUGAAACAAGAAGAUUAUGUGAUCUGAGGUUGUUUCAGCCAAUUCUGAAAGUUAUGGAACCCAUUGGAAACAGGGAAGAAAAGAUUUUAAAUUAUGAAAUUGGUAUGUUAAUAGGAAUACCUGUAAAUGAUUUGAAUGAAACAAAAGAUUUGGAAGUAAUGACUUUUAGACGGAAUAUACUCAAUGUGUGCAAAGAAGCUAUUGGUGAGAGAGAACGGAAUGGGCCUCAUGGACAAGCUCUGUAUGCCUAUCCACCUGAUAUUGAAUCAUCCAAGUUUCUACCACCACAUUUACACCAAAAAAUAAGAGCUAAAGAUGAUUCAGUGAUUAUGUGUGUAUGGGUAGUGUCUGGUAAUAAUGAUAGAACUAAAUAUAGUGUGAAACUCAAUAUCUCAGCUUCUCCUACUGAUGUUAUAGCAGAAACAAUACGUCGUCGCAGUCGUCUCAUGAGUAUGACUAAAGAACAUACUCAGAUGUGUAUCGAGGAAUUCAGCCAAUCUUAUGUGUUGAAAGUUUGUGGUUGUGAUCAGUUUUUGUUAGAAGAGUGUCCUAUAGGCCAAUACAAGUAUAUACGUGAUUGUAUAGCAGAUGAUAAAAUACCUCAAUUUAUGUUAUACACUAAAGAUAGUGUGUAUAGCUCAUUAACAGAAAGUCAUUUUACAGUGCCUUCCUAUGUCCAGAGAGGUAUACAAGCUCUAGCUGAAAUCAACAAUCAACAAAUAUUAUAUACUAAUGAUGUAAAUACUGCUUUAAGAAUUAAAAUAUCUUGCGCUUCAUAUGUUAAUGUUAAAGAAUUUGGUAAAAUCUAUGUUAAAGCUGGUAUAUAUCAUGGUACAGAACCUUUAAGUGAAAUAAGAAAUACCCAUCAAGGUGAUUCAACAAAUCCUAGAUGGGACCAGUGGUUGACUUUUCUACCUAUACCAGAUAUACCACGUAGUGCUAGAUUAUGUCUGUCUAUUUGUUCUGUUUCUGUGGCUAAACGUAAAAAUAAAAAGGUACAUUAUGCAUUAGCUUGGGGAAAUAUUCAGAUGUUUGAUUUCAAUCAUAGAUUAGCAUCAGAAAAAGUUAGUUUACAUUUAUGGCCAAUGCCACAAGGAAUGGAUGAUUUAUUAAAUCCUAUUGGAUUACCUGGUUCCAACCCUGAUAAAGAUUGUCCCUGUUUAGAAAUUGAAUUUGAUAGACUAGCUCAUCCAGUAGCAUAUCCACCUGAUGCCUUAAUAGACCAGAUUGGCCAGACAGCUUAUUUAAAGGAAAGACAGGGAAUAUAUCAUAUGGCUGACAGUCGAGAACAGUCAGAAAAAGAAAUGGAUAUGUUAGAAGAAAUCAUAUCACGAGAUCCAUUAGCUGAUAUUUUAGAACAAGAUAAAGAACUCUUAUGGAAGAGAAGAGAAUAUUGUCUUACAAUACCCAACUCUCUACCUAAGUUGUUAUUAGCAGUUAAAUGGUAUGAUAGAAAAGACGUAGCUCAGCUUUAUUUAUUGUUAAAAAGAUGGCCACAAGUCUCCCCAGAAGUUGGACUAGAGUUGUUAGAUUGUUCAUUCUCUGAUUUAAAAGUGAGAGAGUUUGCUGUAUCUUGUUUAGAUAAAGGAUUAAGAGAUGAUAAACUGUUACAAUACUUAUUACAACUUGUACAGGCCUUGAAGUAUGAAGCAUAUCUAGAAAAUCCACUGACCUCAUUCUUGUUAAAGAGAGCUCUCCUAAGUCAGAGAAUUGGCAACUUUUUCUUCUGGCACUUAAAAUCUGAGAUCCAUAGAACUUCUAUCAGAUUACGGUUUGGUUUGAUAUUAGAGGCUUAUUGUCGUGGUUGUGGAUCUUAUCUUAAAGAAUUGAUAAAACAAGUUGAAGCCCUAGAUAAACUGACAAAAUUAACAGAUAUGUUAAAAUCAGAAGUUAAAGAUGAUGAUCAAAUGAAGAGAUUACAUGAACAGUUACAACAACCUGAUUAUGUAGAGGCUUUACAUCAUGUUAAUUCACCAUUAUGUUGUGGUCAUAUCCUUGGUGAUAUCAAAAAAGAUUUCUGUCAAGUAAAAACAUCUAAGAAGAGACCAUUAUGGUUGGUUUGGAGUAACCCUGACCCUAUGGCGGAUAUUGCUGAUAAUGAUUUUCUACUAAUGUUUAAAAAUGGAGAUGAUUUAAGACAAGAUAUGUUAACUUUACAAGUGAUCAGAUUAAUGGAUUCUAUAUGGAAAGCUGAAGGUUUAGAUCUAAGAAUGAUACCAUAUGGUUGUAUGGCCACCGGUAAAGAUGUAGGGUUAAUUGAAGGUGUCAGAAACUCAAAAACUAUUACAUCCAUACAAAAUGUACGAGGAACCAUAGCUGCCAUGCAGAUGGAUUCCUCACAACUUCAUCGCUGGAUUAAAGAAAGAAAUUCUGACAGAUAUGAACAAGCUAUUGAUGCUUUUACUAAAUCCUGUGCUGGUUAUUGUGUAGCUACCUUUGUAUUAGGUAUUGGUGAUAGACAUCCAGAAAAUAUCAUGGUCACAGAAGAUGGCAGAGUUUUUCACAUUGAUUUUGGUCAUUUUCUGGAUCAUAAAAAGAAGAAAUUUGGUAUCAAUAGAGAACGUGUACCAUUUGUUUUAACUGAAGAUUUUAUCAGAGUUAUAGCUAAAGGUGUUGAUCAACCUAUAAAACAAAAAGAAUAUGUCAACUUUCAAGAAUUAUGUUCAUCAGCUUACAUGAUAUUGAGAAAGCAUUCCCAUUUAAUAAUAACAUUGUUUACCUUAAUGUUAUCAUGUGGUAUACCAGAAUUACAAUCUCUAGAUGAUAUUGGUUACGUACGGAAAACACUGGCUGUGGAGAAAGAUGACCAAGCUGCAAUCAAGUAUUUUCAUACCCAGUUUCGUAGUGCUUAUGGUGUUUCAUGGACCACUAAACUUGAUUGGAUGUGUCACAAUUUUAAAAAGAAAAUCAACUAAAGGACGUAAAUGAUUCAAGUUGAUAUUUGUUGAACUAUUUUAGUCUUAUGUUUUGUGAAAGGUUGACCAUAAGACUAAUGUUGCACUGACAAUGCAAAUCUAUGACCUGUAAUAAGGAUAUCUUACAGAUAUUCAAUGCUACAUAUUCAUAUUUAUAUAUAUAUAUGGGGGUGAAUGUGAGUAAGUCAUAAGUUUAUCAGUAUAACAUAAAAUUCCUCUUAUUAUGAGAUGAUUAAUAAUUCAAUCAUAAAAUUCUACAUGUUGUCAAAUGAUACAUUUAUCAAUACCUGUUGACUGUCUUACUCUAUCUUUUUCAAUUAGAUUUCAGGAUGAUAAGGAAUUCAAAUCUAGAGUGAACUCUGUUGAUUAGCUAUUCUGCAACCGAUCAAAUUUUUUUAUUUCCGUGCAUGUAUAUUAAAUGGUCAAAAAAAGAAAUGGAUCAAUCAAUAGUCUUUAUUCAGAACUAAUGCAUGUUAUGAUGCGGGCACACAAGCAGUCUUGACCAGAAAUUUGUGUUGCCGUUAAAAUUUAGAAUCAUGUCCCCUACAAAUUCCUUUCAAUGGCAUGCUCCUCAAUGAUAAUCAACAUGGUAGAAAACGACCAACUGGAGAUAUUUGUCUCCUCGUAUGCCUGUGCCAGUUGAUGAACUCUUGACAAGACUCUAGUCGAUGACAAAAAUCUCAGACCAAGACCGUUCAUGUGCCCUCACCUUUAGUUAUGGUCUCAGAAACAUGCUAAUUUUUUCUAUAUUGAAUGUAGUCCUUGUUUUUUCAUUAGCCUACUGUUGUAUUGUAUUGUUGAAUUUCUGUGAUACAAAAUACAUUUUUAUAAUCCAAUCUUUUGAAAAUAGUAAAUAACAAUUUAAUGUUACUAUAAAAGGACUACCUUUUUGUUUAAUGCCCAAUAAAAUGAAGCCUUUAUAAAAUU